UUUCAGAGCUCUCACUAGACGUGGAUGCUGACAGAGAUGGUGUUGUGGAGAGAAAGAACCCAAAUAAGGCUUCCUGGAAAUGGGGUCCUGAUGGGCAUGGAGCUGUCGUUUUGGUAAACUGUGACAGAGAAAGUUAUUACCACGAAAAACCAGACUGUCAAACCAAAGGCCACAAACCAAAUCAGACAGCUCUUAAGGACUGUGCAACCAUGGUUCUGCGCACCAGCGGCCCGCCCAACCUCUCCGGGGGUUACAAACUUACCUUGCAUAUCUCUCAGGGAGAUUCAGAGUGUAUUCGAGUCUACCGAGAUGAGACCGAGGACGAGGCACGGAUUACUAAGGCCAAAAUGCCAAUAUUUAUUAGAAAAUGUGUAAAUGAAUUUCCACUGGUCCUGAGCAGCGAGGUGCUGUCUCAGGAAGUGCCAUACCCUGGACCCGAUCAAGAACUCAUAUUUUAUGUGGAGGGCCUGAGGUUUCCUGACAAGGAUUUUGAUGGACUCGUAACCAUUAACCUCAGCUUAGUGAGGACGUCCCGUAAGGUAAGACCUUCCAAACAGCACAUCUAAUUUUAUACUAAGCUAUUUAUUAUAACCACUUU
This is a messenger RNA of Cyprinodon variegatus (sheepshead minnow), 598 nucleotides long. Its product is annotated as protein-arginine deiminase type-2-like. Gene Ontology annotation, molecular function: protein-arginine deiminase activity; calcium ion binding. The record is from RefSeq and is a predicted model, not a curated record. The transcript has 4 exons. Gene Ontology annotation, cellular component: cytoplasm. NCBI's taxonomy places the organism in Eukaryota, Metazoa, Chordata, Actinopteri, Cyprinodontiformes, Cyprinodontidae. The coding region runs from base 210 to 566 and encodes 118 amino acids.